AUGCCACGCGACAAAACAGGCGCCGGCGUCGCCGGCCGCUUCGGUGUUGAGCGCUCGCCGGACAUGCUGGCGAACAUCCAUGGCCGCCUGAGCUGCCUCGACCGCAUGUCCUUUGCGUCGGUCUUCCGCGAGUCUCGCGACUCGUUCAAGCCGGAGGCGCCGUGGCUCGUCCUCCCCGGCGAGACACUGGAGUCGGCCACAGUCCUGUCCCUUGCCGAUCGCCGCGCCCCCGCUGAGCGCGUCCCGAGCCCCGCGAUGCGUGGCCAUGCCUUGAUCGGCUCGUCGCGCGGGUGGCUCGUCACCGCCGACGAGCGCGGCCGGAUGAGUCUCGUCAACCCGGUCACCAGCGAGCAGCGCGCUCUCCCUGCCAUCACCACCAUCCCCUGCAUCGAGGAGUGGACCGGGCCCUCCCUCUUCAUCUUCGACCUAAAACCCUUUGUCAGAGGGCCCCCGUACGCUCGCGACGAGCCGUACCCGCACGAGAAGUUCACGCUGAGAUUGCACCAGAUGCGCAACGACCUCUACCGCAAGGUCGUCCUCUCGGACGGUGGCCAUGGCGCCGCCAUGCUGAUCACGGGAUGGCUUUUCGGCGUCGCGGCCUUCACGACUCUGGAGGACGCAGUGUGGAGGUUGGCGCCCUCGCGCGACGGCGUCGAGGACGCCAUCCACCACGACGGCAGGUUCUACUCUGUCACGUACUCGGGCGCGGUUGAAGUGUGGGAGCACGACACAGACGGCGGUGUAUUCACGAGCGCCACGGUCACGCCUGGUCCAGCCGGCGCCGGGUGGACCCACCCAGGGCUUUGCCGCAGGUACCUCGUGGCGGCGCCGGGAGGGCGGUUCAUGGUGGUGCUCAAAACGGACAGGUACAACAGGAGCCGGCGGACGUCCUCGUUCAAGGUGCAUGUCCUCGACGGAGCGCAGUGGAAGGAGACGGGCGACAUCGGCGACACCGCUCUGUUCGUCGGGGCGAACGAAUCUUUGUGCAUGUCGACGACGGUGCACCCGGAGCUCAAGGCCGGCUGUGUUUACUUCACUGAAGACCAUCUGGGUCAGGCAUCAUUGUGGAAGGACGCGCCCAGUUAUGGCGAUGACGGCCAGCGUGGCCUUGGGGUGUUCUGCCUCAAGGACGGCACAAUGGAGAAAGUCGAGGGGCAAGGGUGGCACCGGAGCUGGCCACCGCCAGCGUGGUUCACGCCUUCCAUCCCAUGA
This is a messenger RNA of Lolium perenne, 1212 nucleotides long. RefSeq lists its product as uncharacterized. The record is from RefSeq and is a predicted model, not a curated record. NCBI's taxonomy places the organism in Eukaryota, Viridiplantae, Streptophyta, Magnoliopsida, Poales, Poaceae.